Messenger RNA from Akanthomyces muscarius, 1623 nucleotides. RefSeq lists its product as uncharacterized. The transcript has 4 exons. The record is from RefSeq and is a predicted model, not a curated record. NCBI's taxonomy places the organism in Eukaryota, Fungi, Ascomycota, Sordariomycetes, Hypocreales, Cordycipitaceae. Gene Ontology annotation, molecular function: actin binding; adenylate cyclase binding. The coding region runs from base 1 to 1623 and encodes 540 amino acids. Gene Ontology annotation, cellular component: cytoplasm. Gene Ontology annotation, biological process: cytoskeleton organization; regulation of adenylate cyclase activity.
AUGGCCGCCGCAAGCCACAUGCACAACCUCACGACGCUGAUCAAGCGACUCGAAGCGGCCACCUCGCGCCUCGAAGACAUUGCCACGUCGACCGAGAUCCCCAAGGAUGUCGGCGCCCUCGCCGCGCCUACCUCGUCCUCCGCCGCGCUGACACCCGAUGCCUCGACUACCACGACGCCCCGAUCCGCGCCGCCGCCGCCGCCGCCGCAGCAGCAGCCCGUCGCCGAGGAGCUGCCCGAAUCCAUUGAGGACUUUGACGCCUUUGUCGACACGACCGUCGCCGACUAUGUGAACCGCAGCAACGAGAUCGGAGGCCUCGUCGCCAAGCAGGCCGCCGACGUCAUGGCCGGCUUCAAGGCCCAGCGCAAGUUCCUCCUCAUCACCACAAAGUCCGUCAAGCCCGACCUGCAGGGCGCCGACAUGGCCCUGUACCAGGACCUGCUCAAGCCCAUCAACGACUCGCUCAUGGCCGUCACCGAGCUCAAGGAGGCCAACCGCUCUGACGCCAUGUACACGCAGCUCAGCGCCGUCGCCGACGGCAUCAUGGUCCUCGCCUGGGUCACCGUCAGCCACAAGCCCUUUACCCACGUCGAAGAGUUUCUCGGAUCCGCCCAAUUCUUUGGCAACCGCGUUAUCAAGGAGCACAAGGACAAGGACCCGAAGCAGGUCGAAUGGAUCCAGUCCUUCUAUCAAAUAUUCAAGCAGCUCCGCGACUACGUCAAGCAGUACUUUGCCAGUGGCAUUCCUUGGAACCCCAAGGGCGAGCCCGCCGCUGCCGUCAUCAAGGCCCUCGACUCGGCCCCCAGCGCCGGUGCGCCUGCACCCCCAGCUCCCUCUGCUGGCGGUCCUCCUCCUCCCCCGCCUCCCCCGCCACCUGGCCCUGCGCCGGUUCUCGACAUCAAGGCCGAGGAUGCCGCGCCGGCCGCGCCGGCCGCGUCCAGUGGCGGUCUCGGAGCCGUCUUCUCCGAGCUCAACAAGGGCGAUGCCGUCACCAAGGGCCUGCGCAAGGUCGACAAGUCCCAGAUGACGCACAAGAACCCCUCGUUGCGCACCAACACCAGCGUGCCCGCCGCCAACGACCGCCCCAAGAGCCCUGCCCCGGGCAAGAAGCCCAAGCCCGAGAGCAUGCGCAUGAAGAAGCCCUCCAAGAAGGUGCUUGAAGGCAACAAAUGGAUCAUCGAAAACUACGAAAGGGAAGCUGCGCCGAUUGAGAUCCAGGCCGAGCUCAACCACUCGGUCCUCAUCAGCCGGUGCAACAACACGGCCAUCAUCGUCCGCGGCAAGGCCAACCAGGUGACGGUCGAGAACUCGAGCCGGCUCUCGCUCGUCGUCGACACGCUCGUGUCCACGGUCGACGUGGUCAAGGCGCAAAACUUUGCCCUGCAGGUGCUCGGCACCAUCCCGACCGUCAUGAUGGACCAGGUCGACGGCGCGCAAAUCUACUUUAGCAAGGAGAGCACCGCCACGCAAAUCUUCCACAGCAAGUCGGACGGCAUCAACCUCAACGUCAUUGCCGGCGCCGACGACGACUACAGGGAGGUGCCGCUGCCGUCGCAGAUGUGCACGUACUACGACGCCGACAAGGGCGAGCUGGUCAAUGAGAUUGUGGCCCAUGCUGGCUAA